CUAGAAAGCCAACAUCGCGGAUUUAGCUAAAAGGGUUUUAGGCUAUUUUGCAGCAUAAACCCUCGAACGCAAAGACAAUGGCUUUGACAUUGAGAGCAGCGGCGGCCGCCGCGGCGGGGUCCACUCGCGGCUUGAGUCGGCUCUUCUCAACAAGUUUCAUUCCCCCAAUGAACUCUGCAACGCCCUCGGCUCGAGAGCAGGCUGAGCCGAGCACCAACCUCUUCGUCUCCGGGCUCAGCAAACGUACUACUACAGAAAAACUACACGAAGCCUUUUCUCAGUUUGGUGAAGUAGUUCAUGCUAGAGUGGUAACUGAUCGGGUAUCAGGAUAUUCUAAGGGAUUUGGUUUUGUAAAGUAUGCUACCUUAGAAGAUGCUGCCAAAGGCAUAGAGGGCAUGGAUGGAAAGUUUCUCGAUGGUUGGGUCAUAUUUGCUGAAUACGCAAGACCAAGACAGCCGCCUCCACCACCUCAGAUCAAUAUGGCUUCUCCAUAUAGCCGUUAUUAAAUCCUGUAUCCAGGGCGAGAAAGCUUGUCAGGUUAAUAAUAUUUAUCAACAGCUGGAGUUUAUUGAUCAUACUUCAUUUUUUGGUUCGAGGUUGGGUGGUCUUCAUUGCCUGCGAUUUCUGAAAUGAAGUGGAGAUUGUCCUAAUCUAAAGACAAGUCAAAUGUAGUAUAAUUCGUAAGUUUUAAUGUGGUCUGCAAGACCGUUUGCUUUUGUAAACCUGUUGCGAAAUUUCUUCUGAUAAAUCAUCUAUUCUAAACCUAACUUUAUUUUUUAA
Molecule: messenger RNA, 780 nt
Organism: Pyrus x bretschneideri (Chinese white pear)
Lineage: Eukaryota; Viridiplantae; Streptophyta; Magnoliopsida; Rosales; Rosaceae
Product: organelle RRM domain-containing protein 2, mitochondrial
Exons: 4
Coding region: 78-506 (142 amino acids)
Biological process (GO): mitochondrial mRNA modification
Cellular component (GO): mitochondrion
Molecular function (GO): RNA binding
Source: RefSeq, a predicted model, not a curated record